Molecule: messenger RNA, 405 nt
Organism: Hyaloperonospora brassicae
Lineage: Eukaryota; Oomycota; Peronosporomycetes; Peronosporales; Peronosporaceae
Source: the annotation of a GenBank genome assembly
AUGGACACUUUGGUGAUGCGUCCACGGAAGCGGCCCACGUGCACGUCGGACAAGAGCGCAACAGCGACACGGCCGAGUCCUGCAGUCUCCAAUGAGGUCGCACGGACUCCCAGUGCAAUGGACGUCCGCGCAUUCGGCCUCGAAGACCGGGCCGAAGCAGUGAUGGCCAGCGGCAGGGACAGCUGGACGCUCGCCAACCUGUCCAAGUGGCGUCACGAUGCGCUUGAGAAGGCGGACACGACGUGGCACACGCUACGGGACGCCCGACCGGACCCAAAGUGCAGUAGUAAAUUGUACUUGCGGCAGCGACAACGAGCGUACCGUCACCAGUGCCUCUCGUCCAGUCAAAUGAACCCGAUAGAAGCCCACGGAAUCGACCCACGUGACGCAGACCACACGGUGUGA